Messenger RNA from Psilocybe cubensis, 600 nucleotides. RefSeq lists its product as uncharacterized. The coding region runs from base 1 to 600 and encodes 199 amino acids. The transcript is spliced from 6 exons. NCBI's taxonomy places the organism in Eukaryota, Fungi, Basidiomycota, Agaricomycetes, Agaricales, Agrocybaceae. The record is from RefSeq and is a predicted model, not a curated record.
AUGAUUUUCGGAGGCGGCCUCAGCCUCGUCUAUACUGCGAUGCUCGCAGCACUCGCCUACGCAUCUCCGGCCAUGGACAGUGCUGACUUGCAAACUCGACAAGCAGUCGAUAACAUUGUCUACGUGACAAAUGCUCAGGCGUUCUGCAUGAUUGUUCCACGAAACCCACACACAAAUAUUGGCGACAGUGAAGUUCCCGGAGGAAUGAAAACAUACUGCUCCCCAGCAGGCCGUUACUCCCCCGAUCAAGGCCAACUUCCUCCAGAUUUCUGGAGCAACGUAGAAUUCAAGACGGGAACUAGCUCAAGAGGAGCACGAUUUGCUCAACUGACUGGCUGCAUACGCCCUGAGAAGCUCAGUCGACUCAAUCCCAACGAUCCUGGAGGCCAAUACGACUCGAGCGGUGGUGCCGGUGGGCUCGGAAACCCACAAGGCAGCAAAUGCUUAGGGCAAGUGUAUAAUCACUAUGUCGAACUCAUCGAGCCAGCUGACCGCCGCGCAUGUAUCAAAUGCUGCGAUAACUUUGAUGAUUGCCCGCUACACCUGGAUACUGCUGGCUGCCCACGUGUAAUUCCUGGAAACUACUUUGACUGCAAUUAA